Molecule: messenger RNA, 1374 nt
Organism: Rotaria sp. Silwood2
Lineage: Eukaryota; Metazoa; Rotifera; Eurotatoria; Philodinida; Philodinidae
Source: the annotation of a GenBank genome assembly
AUGGCAUCCUCAUCAUCAUCUUUUCUGGUAUCACCUUCAAUAUCAACAGGAAAUAAUCGUCGUAUUGAACUUGCUGGUAUGGAUCUAUGGCUAUUAGCACGUAUUGAUAAUGUAUUUGUCUAUCCAUCUGAAAUCAAAAUUGAACAAUUUAAAGAAGCACUUAGUCGAACUCUUUCAUUAUGGCCAUUUGUUGCUGGUCGUAUUCUAUUAGAGAAUAAUCAACAUUACAUCAUUGAAAUGUGUGAUAAUCCUAUUCCAGUAACAUUCGUCAUUAAUAAUGAUUUGAAAGAAUGGCCUCUCGAUUCAAAUGCUGUUGUAGAAGCAGAUAACAAACAAUUUCCAACAUUUAUUGAUCAAGUUGAUGUAACAAAAUUCUUUAAUAAUUCACCCGUCGAUGAACCAUUUGUUCGUUUUAAAUUAACUCAUAUUGUACAAAGUGAUGAAUGGAUAUUAGGUAUUAGUUGGUAUCAUCCACUAGGUGACGCUACUGCAUGUCUACAUUUUUCUAAUACAUUAUCACGAUUUUAUCAACAAAUGGAACCUACAAAACCAUUACCAAUAUUUGAACGCCGUUUAUGGCGAGAAGAUGAAGCUGAUCAAUCCGUUUUUUCUAUACCAAAACAAUUUCAAGAUGCUCAAUCGUUAGAAGAAGCUGGAAAAAUAUAUGGUGACCAUCAAUUAAAUUAUGCUCCAAUAAAUUUGCAUUUCUCCAGUAAACAACUUGCUACAUUACGAACGUUAGCUGGUAGUGAUAAUAUAACAAUACAAGAUGCACUUACAGCUUAUAUUAUUUUAACAUUAAAUACAAAUUGUUAUUAUAAUAAUGAUGAACGUCGUAUUUUACAUACAGUUACAGUUGUUAAUUUUCGUGGCGUUUCAGAUUCCAUUGCUCCACAAGGUCAAGUUUCGAAUUCUUUAUUCAUGAUGUUAUCAAAUGAUUUCGAUGAUCCAUAUUCAUUAUCAAGUAUUGCAAAAACAGUACGUCAAUCAAUUAUUCAAUUACGUAAUCCCGAAAUUCUUGCGUCUGGCAUAGCUACUAUUGAUGGAUUUAUGAGAAAGAAUGCUAGAGAUAAGAAAUUACCAAAUCCACGACUCAUUACAAAUGAAUUUGCUGUUAAUUCAAAUUAUCGAUUUGAUUGGGCUGGUUUAGUUGAUUUUGGUUAUACAGAUCAGUGUCGAUUUUAUACAAUUUGGUCAGGGGCAUUAUAUUUACGUGCAUUCCGUCUUAAUCCAGAAAAAGAUGGCGAAAAAUGGUUACCAAGAGAUCGAGAUGGAGCUGAAGCAUCAUUUCGAAUAGAAAAAGAUUUGAAAGAAAUAUUUCUUAAUGCAUGUAAACGAGAUUUUAUUGAAAAUUUUCAAAAUAUUAAGAAAUAG